Molecule: messenger RNA, 369 nt
Organism: Galeopterus variegatus (Sunda flying lemur)
Lineage: Eukaryota; Metazoa; Chordata; Mammalia; Dermoptera; Cynocephalidae
Product: taste receptor type 2 member 43-like
Exons: 1
Biological process (GO): sensory perception of taste; detection of chemical stimulus involved in sensory perception of bitter taste; G protein-coupled receptor signaling pathway
Cellular component (GO): membrane
Molecular function (GO): bitter taste receptor activity; G protein-coupled receptor activity
Source: RefSeq, a predicted model, not a curated record
CUGCUGUUAAUCGGUUCCCUGUGUAAACAUCUCAAGAAGAUGCAGCUCCAUGGUAAAGGAUCCCAAGAUCCCAGCACCCAGGUCCACAUAAAAGCUUUGCAAACUGUGGUCUCCUUUCUAUUGUUAUUUGCCAUUUACUUUCUGUCUGUAACUGUAGCAGUUUGGAAUUCUCACAGGCUGCUUAGGGAACCAGGUGACAGGCUGCUUAGGGAACCAGCCUUCAUGUUUUGGGAGGCUGUUGCAAUCGUCUAUCAUUCAAGCCACUCAUUUAUCCUGAUUUGGGGAAACAAGAAGCUAAAACAGACCUUUCUUUCAGUUUUUUGGCAGCUGAGGUGCUGGCUGAAAGGACAGAAACCCUCAACCCCAUAG